Molecule: messenger RNA, 2650 nt
Organism: Vitis vinifera (wine grape)
Lineage: Eukaryota; Viridiplantae; Streptophyta; Magnoliopsida; Vitales; Vitaceae
Product: zinc finger CCCH domain-containing protein 30-like
Molecular function (GO): protein binding; metal ion binding
Source: RefSeq, marked provisional
CCCAUUUCAUUUCAUUUCAUUUCAAUUUCUAGACGUUACUCUCUCUCUAACACUUUCUCUCUCUACUUUCUCUCGCUUUCUCGCUCUUUCUCGGUAGUAUCGAUUCGGGCGAGGUUAUCAACGCCACCUUUCGCUGUCCCUCUUUCUCUCUCUAUCUCUGUGAAUGGAGAUGAACGCCAUUUGCUUCCGAUUUUCGUCGCGAUUUUCCCGCUCUCUUCUUCGUGUUGCGUUCCAGGUCUCGUUCUCCUUAGAUCGGUGAAUGCCUUUUUCGGUUUGUUUCGAUCUAGAUCUGUGGACUUCUAACGCUUCAGAUUCUUCUGAUUGCUGGAUCUAAUUUUUGAAUGGGGCUAUGCUUUUUUUGUGCUUGAGCUCCAGCUGAUCAAAGCAUGUGCAGUGGUCCGGAGCAAUCAAAAACCAAGUCAUCUUCAUCUCCAUCUUCUACAGAAAGCAAAACUAACACCAUAGAUAUGAAUCAUCUAACUGUUGAAACUGAAGAUUCUUUUUCCAGUUUACAUGAGCUUGCUGCCAACAAUGAUGUUGAUGGCUUUAAGCGAUCUUUAGAGCGCGAUGCUUCUGCAAUCAACGAGGUUGGCCUCUGGUAUGGCCGGCAGAAGGGGUCAAAACAAAUGGUUCUCAAGCAUAGAACUCCGAUGAUGGUGGCUGCUACCUAUGGUAGUGUUGAGGUUCUGAAGCUGAUACUAUCACGAUCUGAUGCUGAUGUGAAUAUCUCAUGUGGACCAGACAAAAGCACUGCUCUUCAUUGUGCUGCAUCUGGUGGAUCUGUUAAUGCUGUGGAUGUUGUUAAGCUGCUUUUGUCAGCGGGUGCCGAUCCAAAUUCUAUGGAUGCAAAUGGCCAUUUUCCAGUUGACGUAAUUGUUGUCCCUCCAAAGCUUCCGAGCAUGAGAGUUGCCCUCGAAGAACUCCUUGUGAACAGUGCUUCUGAUGGCUCUGUUGGUGAGCGCAAUUUGCGGAUCUCCAUCACUAGUUCGAAUUCCAACUCCAACUCACCGCCUCUCUCUUCAUCGCCUGAAAAUGGGUCUCCCUUCGCUUCAGAUUCUGUGUCAUCACCAAUGGCUUUAUCAAAGUUUAGUGACCAACCUGUGACAUUGGCUUCAGAGAAGAAAGAAUACCCAAUUGAUCCAUCUCUUCCGGAUAUCAAGAACAGCAUUUAUGCAACAGAUGAGUUCCGAAUGUUUUCUUUCAAGGUCCGCCCUUGUUCCCGUGCUUAUUCCCAUGAUUGGACUGAGUGCCCCUUUGUUCACCCUGGGGAAAAUGCUCGAAGGAGAGACCCUCGGAAGUUCCACUACAGCUGUGUGCCUUGCCCUGAUUUCCGAAAGGGGGCUUGUAGACGAGGAGAUUUAUGUGAAUAUGCCCAUGGAGUUUUUGAGUGCUGGCUCCACCCUGCACAGUACCGAACUCGGCUCUGCAAGGAUGGCACGAACUGUGCAAGACGGGUCUGCUUUUUUGCACACACAUCCGAGGAGCUUCGGCCCUUGUACUUAUCGACUGGUUCUGCCGUCCCUUCUCCUCGUGCAUCUGGACCUGCUAAUGCAAUGGAUAUGGCAGCUGCUUUGAGCCUUUUACCUGGCUCUCCAUCAUCAGUCUCUGUCAUGUCUCCUUCUCCAUUCGCACAGCCCAUGUCUCCAUCAGCGAAUGGCAUUUCACACUCAUCUGGAGCUUGGCCUCAGCCUAAUGUUCCUACCCUUAACCUUCCUGGAAGCAACUUUCAGUCCAGUCGCCUGAGGUCAUCCCUUAAUGCUAGAGAUAUUCCACCUGAGGAUUUCAACAUGUUGCUGGAUUUUGAUGCUCAGCAGCAGCUUCUCAAUGACUUGAGCUGUUUCUCACAGCCAAGGACCAAUGCUGCUUCCUUGAGCCGUUCUGCUCGUUCUAAAACACUGACUCCUUCAAACCUCGAAGAGCUAUUUUCUGCUGAGAUCUCGUCAUCUCCCCGUUACUCUGACUCUUCUGCAGUUUUCUCCCCAUCACACAAGUCAGCUAUUCUCAAUCAAUUCCAACAGCAGCAACAGAGUAUGCUGUCACCUAUAAAUACAAAUGUAUUCUCUCCUAAAAAUGUUGAGCACCCAUUGUUGCAGGCUUCUUUUGGUAUCUCAUCUCCUGGGAGAAUGUCACCUAGAAGCAUGGAGCCCAUCUCCCCAAUGGGCCCAAGGCUUUCUGCGAUUGCUCAGCGUGAGAAGCAGCACCAGCAGCUGCGGAGCCUUAGCUCCCGUGACCUUGGAUCCAACAACCCUGCCUCUGUUGUUGGGUCCCCUGUGAAUUCUUGGUCGAAGUGGGGUUCCCCAACUGGGAAAUUAGAUUGGUCAGUUAAUGGGGAUGAAAUGGGUCGCCUGAAAAGGUCAUCGUCAUUCGAGCUUGGAAACAAUGGUGAGGAGCCGGACCUGUCAUGGGUCCAUUCUUUAGUCAAGGAAUCUCCACCUGAGAUGAUGAAAGAGAAGUUUGCAGCCCCGGUGUCUGCUUCUGCAUCGUCCGGUGAGGGUUUGAAUUCUAACUCUCAAAUUGAAUCCAAUUCUAAUUCUCAAAUUGAUUCUGUUGAUCAUUCCGUUAUUGGAGCUUGGCUCGAGCAGAUGCAGCUUGAUCAGCUUGUAGUCUAGUGAAAAGGCAUUCAUUUUUAUGCAUUGGGAUAGAAACAACC